AUGUCGGGCUUCGGAGAGUACCCGCCCAACAUGGCGCCGCAGGAUGCGCUCAUCGUGCGGCAAGAAGCAGAGCCCGACCACGCCGUCGUCCCCUACACGGGCGAGGAUCUCGCUCGCCCCAAAGUCGGCCCCGCGAAUCCCUUCAAGGACGAGACGGUUACUCUGAAGCGCAAGAAUGUGCUCACAGGAAUGGCCGAGGAGACGUACAUCUCGGAACACACCUUCCGCAGCAAACACCGCGCCAUCGAGAGGAAAGGCGGCCCGGAGCGCGAGUACCAGACGGGCGCUGCUGUCAAGGAGGAGAACGCGCGCAUCCGCUCGGCGCGCGAGGGCAAGGGCGACGCCACCGUGGUCGAGGGUGAUGGCGCCUACGUCGGGCCCUGGGCGCGGUACAGGCGCGACGAGUACGAGGUCGUGCGGGAAGGCGACGAGCUGGCAAGCGACGAGGAGUACGAGGAGGUGACGGAUCCGGAGGACGACGACGUCGUUGAGAGCGGCACCGUGCUGCGCGCCCCCGAGGCGGCGCUGGCUAGGCGGAAGGAGGUCGAGGAGAUGGGCGAGGAGACGACGACGUUCCACGGCGCAGAGGAGACAGACUACCAGGGCCGCACCUACAUGCACGUGCCGCAAGACCUCGACGUCGAUCUGCGCAAGGAGCCCGGCAGCUUCACCAACUACAUCCCCAAGAAGCAGAUCCAUACGUGGCGCGGCCACACGAAAGCCGUCACGGCGCUGCGCUUCUUCCCGGCGUCGGGCCACCUGCUACUGUCGGCGUCGGCCGACUCGACCGUCAAGAUCUGGGACGUCUACCACGACCGCGGCCUGCUGCGCACCUACUCGGGCCACGCCAAGGCCGUCUCGGACGCGACGUUCAACAACACCGGCACGCAGUUCCUGUCGGCCAGCUUCGACCGGCAGAUCAAGCUGUGGGACACGGAGACGGGCACGUGCCUGAGCCGCUUCUCGACCGGCAAGACGCCCCACGUCGUGCGCUUCAACCCGUCGCCCGAGCACGCCCACGAGUUCGUCGCCGGCAUGUCGGACAAGAAGAUUGUGCAGUGGGACACGCGCGCCGGCAACGAGAUUGUGCAGGAAUACGACCACCAUCUCGCAGCCAUCAACACUAUCACCUUUGUCGACGAGGGCCGGCGCUUCAUGACGACGUCCGACGACAAGUCGCUGCGCGCGUGGGACUACAACAUCCCAGUCCCCAUCAAGUACAUCGCCGAGCCCUACAUGUACCCGAUGACGCGGGCGGCGCCGCACCCGAGCGGCAAGUACGUGGCCUUCCAGUCGUCGGACAACCAGAUCGUCGUGUACGGGGCCAACGACAAGUUCCGGCAGAACCGCAAGAAGUCGUACCGGGGCCACAACAACGCCGGCACGGCCAUCGACGUCAGCGUGAGCCCGGACGGGCAGUUUCUGGCCAGCGGCGACACGCAGGGGUUCGUGUGCUUCUGGGACUGGAAGACGUGCAAGAUGUACCACAAGCUCAAGGCCGGCGACCAGGCCGUCACCUGCGUCGCGUGGCACCCGCAGGAGACGAGCAAGUUCGCGUCGGCCGGCGCCGAGGGUGACAUCCGGUACUGGGACUGA
This is a messenger RNA of Colletotrichum higginsianum IMI 349063, 1596 nucleotides long. Its product is annotated as WD repeat domain-containing protein. Gene Ontology annotation, biological process: mRNA splicing, via spliceosome. NCBI's taxonomy places the organism in Eukaryota, Fungi, Ascomycota, Sordariomycetes, Glomerellales, Glomerellaceae. The coding region runs from base 1 to 1596 and encodes 531 amino acids. The transcript has 2 exons. Gene Ontology annotation, molecular function: mRNA binding; protein binding. The record is from RefSeq and is a predicted model, not a curated record. Gene Ontology annotation, cellular component: catalytic step 2 spliceosome.